AUAUUGCAAAAUGGCGUCUAUUAUCCUCAACAUGAUGCGUUUGUUUGGGAUAAAACCACGUGUUGUCCCCAUUCAGAUUAAGACUGGUUUACACCAUCAGUAUAUGAAUGCAGAACUGGAUACAGCCAAUAUAUUCGUGCGAUAUUUCUCCUCGAGUCUUAAUUAUGGCAACAAGGCUGACGAUUAUAACCGGGGCGGGAGAUUGGCUAUCCCCAUGGAUCGCCUGACAGUAACGUACAGCAGGAGCAGCGGACCGGGCGGGCAGCACGUGAACAAAGUCAACACAAAGGCAGAAAUCCGAUUUCAUGUACAGACAGCAGACUGGAUUCCGGAGGAUGUUAGGAAUAAGAUCAUCAUCCAGAAUAAAAAUCGCAUCAACAAAGUGGGCGAGUUGUUGGUCACAUCCGAGGCAAGUAGAAGUCAGCAGCAAAACCUGAAUGACUGUUUGCAGAAAAUCCAUGACAUAAUUGCAGACGCCAGCCAGAAGCCACAUGAACCCACUGAAGAGGAUAUUGCUAUCAGGAAGGCGAGGUUGGAACAUAUGAACAAGGAAAGGCUAAAACAGAAGAAGAUUCACUCAGUCAUAAAGCAGAGCCGGAAAGUGGAUUUUGACUAAAGUAUUUAUAUAAAAGUAUACUUUUUACAUAAAAAUAUUUAUUGCAGAAGUAAUUGUGAUUUUUAAUGGUACGUUUUUGUUUUCUGAAAUAAAGAAUAUGUGCAUCAUUAAAACUGUUUUAUUCAUGGGCAUUUGACCGUGUUGUACCUAAUCAUUGUCAAAAAUUUGUCUUUGCUCAUGAUUCUAAGGCUCCUUUUAAAAAACAACAGCAUUUGUUCAGAAGACUAUCACAUACUUUUUAUUGAAACAAGGAUUCAAAGUUUUUAUUUGUCAUAUAUGUGUAAACUAGAUAAAUGUUUAAACCAGCAUCUUAUUCUUUAGUAGUGGUAAACAAUAUGAAAUGUGAUAUUUAUGAGUAGAAAAACCAUAUCAUUUGCACUUAUUUGAGUGAAUAAGUAAGUAGAUACUAAGUUGUUAAAUGUAAGUAACAUUUCAUUAUUUUCAAGUAAGAAAAUAAAAUUAGCAGAGGAUGGUUUCGAUCCAUCGACCUCUGGGUUAUGGGCCCAGCACGCUUCCGCUGCGCCACUCUGCUAGCUGAUGUUUUUCCUUUUGUAUACCUAUUGAUGUUUAAAUUAAUUCGUGCAUUAGUCGUUU
This is a messenger RNA of Brienomyrus brachyistius, 1210 nucleotides long. It is a transcript of the gene mrpl58, whose product is annotated as mitochondrial ribosomal protein L58. Gene Ontology annotation, molecular function: translation release factor activity. The coding region runs from base 11 to 616 and encodes 201 amino acids. NCBI's taxonomy places the organism in Eukaryota, Metazoa, Chordata, Actinopteri, Osteoglossiformes, Mormyridae. Gene Ontology annotation, cellular component: mitochondrial large ribosomal subunit. Gene Ontology annotation, biological process: mitochondrial translational termination. The transcript is spliced from 6 exons. The record is from RefSeq and is a predicted model, not a curated record.